AUGGAAAAUGAAAAUAAUAUUUGCACCAAGAGUGACGUACCAAGAAGUAAAGCAAUAUGGAAUUCAGAGAGUUUGAAUUUUUUCUUAGACUUCUGUAUCAAAGAGGUUGGUGAUGGGCAUCGUCCUGCUACUUAUUUAGAUAAAGUUGGAUAUGUAAACUUGAUUACAAAUAUGAAGAAAGCAACUGGAAGAGAUUACACUAGACCACAAUUGAAAAAUAAGUGGGAUGGAUUAAAAAAUGAAUGGAAGCUUUGGAAGCAACUCAAGGGAAAAGAAACUGGCUUCGGAUGGUGUUAUGACGUUAAACUUUGUGUUAUGACACUUUAUGGCUAUUUGGCAUACACGGAUGAGGAGAUUGAGUUACAAUCGGCGUCUAUAGCUACAUACUUUGUUCAACAUUAUUAUACAACAUAUAUUGAAAAGACACCUUGUAUGAAUUCUUCUCAAACUGGUCAUAUGUGGUUGAUGGAAAUAUUAAAAGGAAAUGAAAGUAGAUGUUAUAGCAUGUUUAGGAUGGAGAAAGAUGUUUUCAUUAAAUUAUGCGAUGAAUUGGAAGCUAAUUAUGGAUUUAAGGGUUCAAAGAGAAUGUGUGCUCUUGAGAUAUUAGGCAUGUUUUUAUUUACAUUAGGUCACGGUGCUGGAAACCGAUUAACACAAGAGCGAUUCCAAUACUCAGGUGAGACAGUUAGUCGAUAUUUCAACAAGGUUUUAGAUGUUUUAUGUCAUAUGAGUGUAGAUGUAUUAAAACCACCAGACCUAGAAUUUAAAGAUGUUCCUGAAGAGAUAUUGAAAGAUUCUAGAUAUAUGCCUCAUUUUAAGAACUGUAUUGGCGCAAUAGACGGUGUACAUGUGAAUGCUGUAAUUCCACCUAAAGAUCAAGUACCAUUUGUUGGUAGAAAAGGGAUACCAACUCACAAUGUCAUGGCAAUAUGUAAUUUUGAUAGGCAAUUUAUAUAUGCAUAUGCUGGGUGGGAAGGUUCUGCUCAUGAUACAAGAAUUUUCUAUACAGCUUUACGUGAUUCAACUUCAAAUUUUCCAAAACCUCCCCAAGGAAAAUAUUAUUUAGUGGAUGCGGGAUACCCACAAAUUACAAGUUUUUUAGGACUAUAUAAAGGCCAAAGAUACCAUCUACCACAAUUUCAACGACGUAGCAAACCUACUGGUUAUAAAGAGGUAUUCAACCAGGCACAUUCUUCUCUUCGAAGUGUUAUUGAAAGAACUUUUGGAGUAUGGAAGAAAAGAUGGAAAAUAUUAAGAGAUAUGCCUAGUUAUCCAUAUCAGAAGCAAGUGAAAAUAGUGAUUGCAUCAAUGACCUUGCAUAAUUACAUUCGAAGGCAUGCAAAACGUGAUCGACAUUUUGAGAAAAUUAGAGAUAAUCCAUAUUAUUGUGUCGAAGAUCAAACUAGUAUUGAAGAUGAAGAUGAGACAGCUAGAGCUUCAAAUUUAAAUGAAAUGGACAAUACUAGAGAUCUGAUUGCUGCAAGUUUAAUGGGAUAUAAUUAA
This is a messenger RNA of Humulus lupulus (European hop), 1503 nucleotides long. RefSeq lists its product as uncharacterized. The coding region runs from base 1 to 1503 and encodes 500 amino acids. The record is from RefSeq and is a predicted model, not a curated record. NCBI's taxonomy places the organism in Eukaryota, Viridiplantae, Streptophyta, Magnoliopsida, Rosales, Cannabaceae. The transcript is spliced from 5 exons.